AUGGAAUCCAAAUGGACACUGUCUCUCGGAGAAACUACAACGUGUGGCGCCGAAACAAUAGUCAAGUUUGUCUCAGAAACGAAGGAAAAUGAAAAGCCAAAUAUAGUUUCAGCAACUGCUGGAGGCCAUUUUAAGGCCAUUGCAGUCGACAAUCUUCUUGCUGCUGUACGGGAGCAAGAUUUAUGCAGCAUCAAUUUUAGUAAUACAAUUGAUGAGAUUGCAGUCCUGACCGGAGGAUACAUUGCUGUUGGAGAGAGGAGUGGGGUGUUGACAGUUGGAAUCUUGGAAGGAGACAAUCACUUCUGCGUUAAAUUAUCAUGUAUGUUAAUACCAGAGGCAAAGGGACCUACAGAAAAGACGUUUGUUCAUCUUUCGUUUUUAAUUACGCAAGAGCUGGAGACGGAGUCAAGAGCUCAGAUCAUUUGCUUGUCCCAUGAAGGACAUCUGAUGACGUUUAUUGACAUCAUUUUGAAGAACUCAGAUAUUGAUGUUUCCUGCGUCAAACGAGGCAAAUUGGCUACUCCCCAUGACAAGGUGUUUGAUCUGGUGACUUUGCAGAACCAGAUUAUCACAGUGGGCUCUGGUGCUUUCUGUGUUGCUGAUUACACUGUGGUGAAUGGACAAGUGCUUCUACAGGAAACAUCUUCUUGGGAUUCUGAGGAACCUGUUGAAAUGGUAAAAAUACAGGUGUUGGCUGAUGCAAGGGUCUUUGUCACAUUAGAUUCAAAGGGCAAGUUUUACCUCUGGGACAUGUUGACAAUGACUGUGGUGCAUACCUGGACUGUGGCAGGGGUUUCAAACUUCAGGCUCCUCCAUGUUAAAAUAGCCCAGUCUUUCAGGCUGAGUGACCUGAAGAUUCUUGUAGUCCAGCAAGGAAAGGUUCAAACCCUGACUCUUCCAACUUUGGCUGUCAGCUCAGAAUACACCACUGGGGCAGAUUUUGCUGAUUUGAGUAAAUCUUCUGUAUCUCAAGAUGAAGUGUACGUGGCAGAAUGCAGUAAAGUCGAAGAUGAAGAUGGUGUGGAAACUACAGUCUACUUCCGAUGUUAUACAGAAAUAAAUCCAGUUAAAAGACUGCAGCGUUUGAUUGCCAAAAAGAGAUAUGAGGAGGCAGAGAAGUAUGCCAAGCUGUUUGGGCUUCCUUUUAAUUUGGAUCCUGAGAUUGUGCAGAGUAAAAUGAGAGAAGUUCAAGAAUCUUUUGCUGCAGCAGUCAUGCACAUCCAACAAUGCAAAGAGCAGCUGCUGCGCAAUAAAUCACAAGACAGUUCUGCCACAGAUGUCCUUGCUGAGCUACUAGAGCUGGAGCAUAGACUGGAGGCAUACCGGCUGGUGUUUGGGGAAGAAAACUACAACCCCUCCGAGUGGGAAACCUUUCAGUAUGAGAAUCCCUUGACCAUGUUUUGGAAACUUUUGAUGAUAGAGCCAGAAAAAGCCUUCAAACUAUGGACUUGCUUUCAGAAAGAUCUGCAGGAGCAACUGAAACCAGGCCUCCUUCAUCAGUUGUUGCAGAGAAUUCCAUCCAGUGUCCCCUGUCAGAUGGUUGUUGACUGGCUGUGUCAAGCCGUGAUACCUUUCAUUGUGACAUCAGACCCUGAUGCUGUGACAAGUGUUAUCCAGUGGGUGGAGGAGCAGAUUCAAACUCUUGAGAUGAAUGGAAAGGAGUCAGGGAUAGAUGAUGCCCUACAAGUCUGUGGAUCUGUGCUGAAAAGUCUGCAACAGGCGGUCACCUGUGAUAUUAAGAUGAAUUGUGGCCUAGCUCUGUCACCAUUGAAGUCACUAAUCAAGUUUCUUCACGGAUUAAAAGAGUUGAAAACCAAAUACAAAUGUCACUUGACUCUCAGUGCAUUCAAAAAGGAGACUAAAGAGAGUAUUGCAUACAGAAUGCUGGAUGGGGUCUUGGAUGUCCACUUACUGCCUGUUGUGUUGAACGGACAGGUGUUGCCCUAUCUGAAACACCACAAAAUAGACCAUGAUGGAGUGUUUGCCAAGUACAUACAGGAUCUGCUGGUGAGAUCUGAUGCAAAGCAUACUCAUCAUCUUUGGGAAGAUAAGGUCAAGGCUCUGAUCAAGAUUAUUUGUGACCCAAAGGCAAAGGUGAUGGCUGUGCUGAACCUGUUGGAUCAUGUCAUGCUGCCUCUGCCAGAGUUCAUUGAGGAGCUCGUGUCAGAGGUCAUCACAACAAUUCAACACCCGCUAGUGACUUCUCUGAAAGAAAAGUGGGACAUCAAGGAGGCCGACAACAUCCUCGCAAUGUAUGGACUCAAUCCAAGGGAAGUGAACUCAACAUAUGAUGCACGGGGAGCUGCAAAAUACAUAUUAGCCAGUGGUGGAUUGUUCAGUCAAGCACAGAAAAUCUUAUCAGCUCACAAGAUUUCUGAUGACGAUGUUGAAUUACCAAUGUUCCAGUGCAGACUGCUCAUAGAGAGGAACCAGGUGGACAGAUUGAUUCCGUACCUCAAGCAACUGCCCAGCAAGACAGCCAGACGUUGCUGUGAUCGGAUCAUUUGCAGUGCCAAGUACUCAAUGGCAAGUGUUGAUCUUGAACAGAAACAGGUAGCCUUUAGGCAGGAAGCUGAUGUUGUAUUUCAGAGCAUGCAAACCACUAGGUUUCAAUACUAUGAAGCUGCUGUGGUUUCUGCUUCAUUUCUCAAGACCUUGAUUGAGGACAAACUGGAGAUGGAAGAAACUGAAAAGAUGGUUCAGACAAUUAAAAAUGUUUGGUGUCUUGAGAUUUACAAGGGAGUAUGUUUGAACGAUGUUGUCCUCAGUGACAAGAAGAGAUGCAUGGACUACUUCUCCCAGCUAGCCGAGACUUCCAGCAGCAUAGUUUUGGUUGGGCUGGGCAGACUGCUGAACCUUACAGAUGGGGACAUUCUAGAGGCCACAAUAGCAGCAUGUGCCAAGAAGUCCUGUAGUGAGAUUGUGGCAAAGAUUUUAGA
This is a messenger RNA of Candidula unifasciata, 2939 nucleotides long. The record is from the annotation of a GenBank genome assembly. NCBI's taxonomy places the organism in Eukaryota, Metazoa, Mollusca, Gastropoda, Stylommatophora, Geomitridae.